AUGAGAGGUCGUUGGAGGUGUCUCUAUAAACCAUUGAAGGAAAAAACAAGCAGAGUCCCCACCACUAUCAAGGCUUGCUGUGCCCUUCACAAUAUUUGUAUAGAUGUUGGAGAUCCGAGCGCUAAAGACCCCGUUGAGGAUGACAAUGAAAUGGAUCAAAGUUCUUUCAAUGGAGAUGAACAGCUUUGCGCAGGGAGCAUUAGAGAUGAUAUAAUGGAUCAUUUGUCAUAA
This is a messenger RNA of Porites evermanni, 231 nucleotides long. NCBI's taxonomy places the organism in Eukaryota, Metazoa, Cnidaria, Anthozoa, Scleractinia, Poritidae. The record is from the annotation of a GenBank genome assembly.